AGCAUCAUCAACUGAAAAAAAACGUAGCAUGUUUUAGGGUUUUAUGGAAUAAACAAUCUAAAGUCCUGCUGAAGAUAGUAGGGGAUAAUCGAGUGAGGGGAAAAAAGAAUGGAGACAUCUCUGAGAUAUGGAGGAGAUUCGAAAGCUCUAAGAAUCCAUGCGAAGGAGAAAGUCCCAAUCGACUCGAACACUUUCUUCCAGGUUCAUGGAGAGCUUGAUACGAGAGUCGGGCAAGCCAGUUCUCUGAGUGCCCAAAUUAGACAUUUCUACCCCUCGUUAUCAGCAACACUUGGUGUUGGAUUGCGCUAUGAUAAGCAUGAGAAGCUACGCUACACUGUGCGUGCAAAGAAGACAUUCCCUGUCACCGUUGAUAAGCUCUUUGACUUUAAAAUUAAGGGACGAUGUGACGUUGACCAGAACUUUAAAGAGAGGAAGUCUAGUGGAGCUGCUGAAUUCUCAUGGAACAUAUUUAAUUUUCAGAAGGACCAAGAUGUUAGACUUAGACUUGGUUAUGAAGUCUUUGAACAGGUUCCUUAUGUGCAGCUUAGGGAGAAUAAUUGGACCUUCAAUGCAGACUACAAAGGUAGAUGGAGUGUGAGAUUUGAUUUAUGAGAUUAGUAGAGAGCUUUUCUGAAGACUUUAUUGUUGUAUGUGUGAUUUUUUCUGAAGAGCUACAUAGCUGAUACUUCAUUGGAAAUCAAUUGAUAUCAAAUUAUCAAUCAUUUGGAGCUGUAAUUGAUUCUCACCUCAAACUCAUACCCAAGCAACACCCAAAGAAUGAUAUUAUAAUAAAAAAUGGCACAAUCCGUAGCUUUUAUAUCUGCUCAGAA
Molecule: messenger RNA, 830 nt
Organism: Arachis stenosperma
Lineage: Eukaryota; Viridiplantae; Streptophyta; Magnoliopsida; Fabales; Fabaceae
Product: outer envelope pore protein 21, chloroplastic-like
Exons: 5
Coding region: 109-612 (167 amino acids)
Biological process (GO): regulation of monoatomic anion transport
Molecular function (GO): voltage-gated monoatomic anion channel activity
Source: RefSeq, a predicted model, not a curated record